Messenger RNA from Phaedon cochleariae (mustard beetle), 972 nucleotides. Lineage: Eukaryota; Metazoa; Arthropoda; Insecta; Coleoptera; Chrysomelidae. The record is from the annotation of a GenBank genome assembly.
AUGCGCCGAAUACAAGCUCUUAGAUUAGUCGUCCAGACGAAAAGUGUCAUUCUCAACAAAAGGAAACUAUCCCUGCACGUUAAAGAGGAAAUCAAGCAUGCUUUGGAAAAAAAACAGCCAGUGGUUGCCUUGGAAUCCACCAUCAUCACUCACGGCAUGCCAUUUCCUCAAAAUAUCGAGUGUGCCAAGCAAGUCGAGGAUGUUGUUCGUCAACAGGGUGCAGUACCUGCAACAAUCGCCAUUAUCAAUGGAAAAGUUGAAGUGGGGCUGACCGAAGACGAAAUCAAUAUACUGGGCGACACCAAAACCAGUGUGCCCAUCAAGGCAUCUAGACGAGACAUCUCCUAUGUAGUGAGUACCAAAUCAAAUGGUGGAACCACUGUCUCCGGAACACUUUUGGUUGCAAACAAAGCCAGAAUUCCCAUAUUCGCUACAGGAGGCAUUGGUGGAGUCCAUAGAGGGUCAGAAACCACUUUUGAUAUCUCCGCUGAUUUGACAGAACUAGGAAGAACUGGAGUAGCAGUAGUCUCAAGCGGAGUAAAAUCCAUAUUAGACAUUCCCAAAACACUGGAAUAUCUGGAAACUCAAGGCGUUUUUGUUGCGACUUUUGGUGAAUCAAAUGAAUUUCCUGCAUUUUACAGUAGAAAAAGCGGUUGUCAAGUUCCCUAUUUCACAGAAAAUGUCGAUGUUGCUGCUCGAAUUAUCAAAACUCACAGGGAACUAGGCGUGCAAUCAGGUAUGUUAUUUGCUGUGCCAAUUCCUGAAGAAUAUGCCUUGGAUUCGAUUGUCAUAAAUGAAGCUAUUGAGGAAGCACUGAGUGAAGCAAAACACGAUGGUAUCAAAGGAAAAAAUAUCACCCCUUAUUUAUUAUCAAAAAUUGCAUUAAUAACUGAGGGACAAUCACUUCAAAGUAAUAUCGCAUUGAUAAAAAACAAUGCCAAAGUUGCAGCAAGCAUUGCUGUGGCAUUGUGA